AUGGAAAUCCCUUUGCAAACCAAUAAAACAGUAGACAUUCUUAAAGUGUUAAAGUCAGCUGUUCGUAUAUUUGACCAAAACACGAUCGCAUUAGGAUCCACUCAUGCGUAUAAAAGCUCGAAUAAUUUGUGGGUAGAUUCCAAGCAAAAUGCAAAAGUGUCUAGAGAGAGUGUCUACAAUGCAGAAAUGUACCGAAUCCUACAUAAUUGGCUUGUUAAGGUACGUAGUUUUGAAGUGAUCGGGCAGUGGCACUUAAAAACAAUUUUAGAACUUUUGGCCACAGCAUCUCCGGUAAAAUUGGAUAUACAUUUUGAACAAGUGUUUAAAUACACCGAACGACUCAACCCAUUGGAAGCUUGGGUCAUUCACUUUUCAUGUGAGGAUGAUAUUAUAAAAGACUCAUAUUGGCCAAGCAAUGAAUUACGGAAGAAAGAGUUAAAUGUUGCGCAUUUCUGGCACAAUAAAAAUUUUAAGAAUGUUAAAGUGAGUUCCAGAUCACUAGAUGUCUCUGGUAAUUUCCAAGAAAUUAUAGAUGAACAAAUUCUCCCCUUUUAUGACGUGUAUCACACUCAUUCGUGCAAAUUGUUUCCACGGGUAUGA
This is a messenger RNA of Diversispora eburnea, 600 nucleotides long. NCBI's taxonomy places the organism in Eukaryota, Fungi, Glomeromycota, Glomeromycetes, Diversisporales, Diversisporaceae. The record is from the annotation of a GenBank genome assembly.